Messenger RNA from Ectocarpus sp. CCAP 1310/34, 1133 nucleotides. Lineage: Eukaryota; Phaeophyceae; Ectocarpales; Ectocarpaceae. The record is from the annotation of a GenBank genome assembly.
ACGGCGGUAGCGAUGGUGAUCCCGGCGACUCCGAGAACCUCGAGGAGUUGAAGUAUAAUCCAGCCGACGACCGCUACCCCCGCAGGUUAGAAGGGAAGAAACUCCUCUGGGGCGCCUCGAACGCUGGCCCGCUGCGCCAUGGGCUUGAGAGUGGCCGCACGCGGAAGCAGACCCGGGAGAUGCAAGGUGCCGGGGAGAUGCCGGGGCCCGGAGAAACACCGGACCCGGAAGAGGCAUUGCUGGCGACCAUCCUGGAAACUGGCGGGACGGGGAUUGUUGAGGACUACAUCUGCAACUCGCUUGUGAAGGAGCAGUGGGACGAGGAGCAGACACGCCGUAUGGAGGAGAUGUACAGGCGCGAGAUGCAGGAGGUGUUGGGCCCGGAACAGCAGGCGUUCGGGGCCGAGGUCGACGCCAGCGGGUCUUCGCAACCACUCCCAGACCCACAGCUAAGUAUGACCUCGCCAAUCGGGCAGAAGCCGAGUGAUGUGGAAGCAGUACCGAUGACGUACAAGGAUGUGAUGUGUUCCAAGUACAAGGUUUUCUGGGAGGCGGCCAUGAAGAAAGAGAUAGAUGGCCACGACAAGACUGGAACCUUUACCAAGGUCAAGGAGCUGCCCGAGGGGCGGAAGGCCAUAGGUUCAAAGUGGGUGUUCUCUUGGAAGACGAAUGAGAAGGGCCUGAUAGUCGACUUCAAGGCCCGUAUGGUUGCGCGGGGUUUCUCUCAAAUCCCCGGCAUCGACUUCCACCACUCAUCCUCAGCGUGCCCGUCUGCAGCGUCUAUCAAGACGGUGAUUGCCGUAGCCACUGAAAAGGGCAAGAAACUCGCUCACUGGGAUGUGAAGCAAGCGUACACCCACGCUAAGCUAAAAGAAGAAAUAUACCUCAGGUUCCCGGAAGGCUGUGGUAGCAUGUCCGGCAAGGUGGUCAAGGUUGAGCGUGCCCUGUAUGGCCUCAGCAGAGUGGCCGUGAGUGGGGCUUUGAGACUGCCGAUGCCCUCAUCGAGAAUGGAUACGAGCAGUGCAGGGUUGACCCGUGUGUCUUCCGGAAGGUGGUGGAUGGAGAGGUCGUAGGUCUCAUCGUGAUCUACGUUGAUGACAUCUUAGUGGCGGCAGACGAGGGAGAGCGAGAGG